This is a messenger RNA of Benincasa hispida (wax gourd), 1487 nucleotides long. Its product is annotated as Protein kinase superfamily protein. NCBI's taxonomy places the organism in Eukaryota, Viridiplantae, Streptophyta, Magnoliopsida, Cucurbitales, Cucurbitaceae. Gene Ontology annotation, molecular function: ATP binding; protein kinase activity. The record is from RefSeq and is a predicted model, not a curated record. Gene Ontology annotation, biological process: protein phosphorylation.
AUAUCAAAAACAAAAGAAAAAACCCUUCCCUUUUUGCUUUCUUCUCAGCUUCCUUGUUUGUUGUAUAUUGCAUUUUCAGUAUCAAUCAAAUGAUAUAAUAAUAUUAAUUCUGUCACUUCAAGCCUAAAAACAAGUCCAUUUUAUCAAUCCCCUAUGAAAAGAGGAAGUGUAAAAGAAGAGAGAUCUUGAAUUGGACAUGAUCUAAAAUGAUGGCAUUUAGCUUGGUUUCUGCAUGGAACAAGAGGCGUAGAAGAAAAAAGUCUUCUCAUAAUUUAGAUCAUCAAACUGCAGAUGAUCCUUGGAUCUAUAGACCAGUUGAGUUGUGGCAACUUGAGGAUCAAACCCUUCAAAGACCCUCCAAAAGACACCAUGGAUCUGCUGUCUUCACGCUUCGGGAAAUGGAAGAUGCCACGUGUUCCUUUAGCGAUGCUAACUUGCUCGGAAAAGGUGGUUUCGGUCGAGUUUAUCGAGGCACCUUGCGAUCGGGAGAGGUUGUAGCAAUAAAGAAAAUGGAGAUGCCAGCAUUUAAGGAAGCAGAAGGAGAGCGUGAGUUCCGAGUGGAAGUUGACAUUCUAAGCAGAUUGGACCAUCCAAAUCUUGUUUCCUUGAUUGGUUAUUGUGCAGAUGGGAAGCAUCGGUUUCUAGUUUAUGAAUAUAUGCAUAAAGGAAACUUGCAAGAUCAUUUAAAUGGAAUUGGAGAAGCAAAGAUGGAUUGGGAAAGGAGGUUGAAAGUGGCACUUGGAGCAGCAAAGGGACUUGCUUAUCUCCAUUCGAGUUCAGCUACUGGGAUGCCAAUUGUUCAUAGGGAUUUCAAAUCCACAAACAUUCUUCUUGACUCCAACUUGGAUGCAAAGAUAUCGGACUUUGGGCUUGCAAAGUUUAUGCCAGAAGGACAAGAAUCACAUGUGACUGCAAGAGUUCUGGGCACGUUUGGAUACUUUGACCCUGAGUAUACUUCGACAGGAAAACUGAGCUUGCAAAGCGAUGUAUAUGCAUUUGGAGUGGUUCUUCUUGAGCUGCUGACAGGCCGCCGAGCAGUGGACUUGAACCAAGGCCCAAAUGAUCAAAACCUUGUCCUACAGGUAAGACAUAUAUUGAAUGAUCGAAAAAAGUUACACAAGGUGAUAGAUCCAGAAAUGAGUCGAAGUUCAUAUACAAUGGAAUCCAUAGCUAUAUUUGCAAAUUUGGCUUCACGUUGCGUUCGAACAGAGAGUAGUGAAAGGCCAACAAUGACAGAAUGCGUAAGAGAGCUCCAGAUGAUUAUCUACACAAAAUUGCAAACUCGCAAGGCUUAAAGAUAUAAUGACUUUAUAUAUUAAGUAUACUUCAUUAAUUGUUUUGUAUUCGAUGAACUAUUCUUAAACCAAUUUAAAGUGGUGUAGAAAUAUGUGUCUCUUUGUGGGUAGUGAGUUUAAAUCUUUAUUCUCACAUUUGCGAUGUAAUAACUUUUUUAGGAAAAAAAAUACAAUCAACUAGUUCUUAUGAAA